AUGGCAUUGAAUGGAGACGCACCGCUAGAGUCAAUAGCAACUCCCAUUGUUUCGUCUCUCCAACUCUUUUCCCUUGCCAAUAAGAAUGUCUUCAUCACUGGCGGCUCGCGGGGAAUUGGUGCAGCUAUGGCCAUUGCGCUCGCACAGGCUGGUGCGUCCAUCUGCCUCGCCCAGUCCGACACGACAAAUACUGCGACAGCAGAUGCCGUGAGGAAAUUGGGUCGGAAGGCUACAAUCCUGAAAUGUAAUUUGAGGGAUAUGGAGCAAGUGAAGGCAAUAUUUCCACAGGCUCUUGAAGUCAUGGAUAAUCGCAUCGAUGUCGUGGUAAAUUGUGGCGGUUUACUGCAAAGGAAAGAUUCUGUGGACAUUACGGAAGAGGAUUGGGAUAACAUUCUCGACAUUAACUUGAAGGCUUUGUUCUUCAUUUGCCAAGCAGCUGGUCGCCACAUGAUUCCACGGAGACAAGGCAAGAUCUUGAACGUCGCGUCUCUGAACUCCUUCAUCGGUGGUGAUCGCGUCGCAUCCUACGCUGCCUCCAAAGGCGCCGUCUCGCAGGUCACAAAGGCAUUGAGCAACGAAUGGGCAAAGUACAAUAUCCAAGUGAAUGCCCUUGCACCGGGCUCAAUUGCGACAGACAUCAAUACGGAUCUGAGGUCAGAUCCUGUACAGUAUGCGGCGCGUGUUGCGCGUUGCCCUUCGAGGCGAUGGGGUGCACCAGCUGAUUUUGCGGGACCUGCUCUUUUCUUAUGUAGCGAUGCGAGUCAGUAUAUUACUGGAGAAAUCCUUGUUGUAGAUGGUGGGCAGAUGGCGAGCUAA
Molecule: messenger RNA, 816 nt
Organism: Aaosphaeria arxii CBS 175.79
Lineage: Eukaryota; Fungi; Ascomycota; Dothideomycetes; Pleosporales
Product: NAD(P)-binding protein
Exons: 3
Coding region: 1-816 (271 amino acids)
Molecular function (GO): oxidoreductase activity, acting on the CH-OH group of donors, NAD or NADP as acceptor
Source: RefSeq, a predicted model, not a curated record